Molecule: messenger RNA, 3955 nt
Organism: Rhinichthys klamathensis goyatoka
Lineage: Eukaryota; Metazoa; Chordata; Actinopteri; Cypriniformes; Leuciscidae
Gene: hic1
Product: hypermethylated in cancer 1
Exons: 2
Coding region: 384-2645 (753 amino acids)
Biological process (GO): regulation of transcription by RNA polymerase II
Cellular component (GO): nucleus
Molecular function (GO): DNA-binding transcription factor activity, RNA polymerase II-specific; protein binding; RNA polymerase II cis-regulatory region sequence-specific DNA binding
Source: RefSeq, a predicted model, not a curated record
UUAGUUUUAUUGUAGACUGACAUCACACGAGGCGCUAAAAACACUCACAGCCCAGAAGCCCAUUAUCAUCUGCAGUCGCGUUAUUACAUCCAUGCAAAAAUAGACAAGGAAAUUACAAAACAUACAAAAAAAAAAACGAGGAAAACUGAUGGAGGAGUACGCACGUAUUUUUAUAGGAGGAGUGAGUGAGAGAGAGAGAGAGAGAGGGAGAGAGAGAUAGGAGGAGGAGGGACAGAGAGCAAGAGGGAGGGUGAGCAACACGAAAUUCAUUGCAAUUAAUAAUAAAAAAGAGUUGGCAGUCGUGCUCGGAAAACUGGCAUGGUUUUUGGGAGGCUGGCAGUUCAAAGUUGAAACGUCAGAAAUGACUCCAAAAGACUGUUGAGAUGAUCAUUAAGGGAGACUUAGAUCGGAUGGCAGAAGAGAUCGGGCAUCCAGGUAUUGGUCUGAAGUCGAUGCUGGAUGCCAUGGAAGUCCCAAGUCAUGCUAGGCACCUCCUCUUGCAAUUGAACACACAACGAACCAAAGGCUUCUUAUGUGAUGUUAUCAUUGUGGUGCAGAAUGCACUGUUCCGUGCUCACAAGAACAUCCUGGCAGCCAGCAGCCUCUACCUUAAGUCUCUUGUUGUUCAUGACAAUCUCAUCAAUCUGGACCAUGAAAUGGUCAGUCCAGGUGUGUUUCGAGUCAUUCUUGACUAUAUUUACACAGGACGCUUAAGUGAAGGUGACCCCACCUCACCAACUGAGCCAAAUAUAGGUGCAGUGCUGGCGGCUGCAAGUUACCUGCAACUGUUGGAUCUGGUGACUCUAUGCAAGAAGAAGCUGAAGAGGAAUGGGAAGUACCAUUUACGUCCUAACCCUGGGUUUUUACCAUACAAGAUAGACCCCAGUGGCAUGGGGGGAAGGCGGUUUCGAAUAUCUCCCCCUGUCAUCCACUCAGUAGUGAGCACCCCGCGACCUACACCAUUAGAGGACCUGCCCCCCCUCCCACUGCCCCCCCAUGGCGGAGAGAUUUAUGCACCAGCUCACACCCAGGGUCCACCACCAUACCCCCCAGCAAAGGCAUCCCUGUCGCCACAGUCAGGCCUGCGCUUGGCCCCUACUGACAGGAACUGCUCAUCUGUCUAUGGCCUUGACUUGUCCAAGAAAAGCCCCCAAUCCCAGCAUCCUUCUGGUCAUCCCCACUUGAUCUCCUCACUUCACCCAGAGGAGGGGCCUGAGGGGGAGCUAGACCAAAGCACCAGCCCCCUGCUCAGUCCUAACGAUGGCUCCAGAAAAAUGGAGGCAGCCCAUCAUGCGGGGUCUCUCACCCCACAUCCUUUCCCCCUACCCAAUCAUCCACUUGCACCCCAUCUUCCCCACCUGCACCGUCCUCAGGGCCAAGAACCUUACCCCUGCCCUCCCAGCCCAGAACCCAUGGAGGACUCCAGAGAACAAGGUCGAGAUGGGUCCAGCAUCUAUCGGUGGGUGAAGAAUGAGCCUUCCAACCCAGAGGAUGAAGAUGAGGAGGACGAAGACGAUGACAGUGGAGGAAUGGGUGAGCAGGAUAAAGAGAGACACCACCAGCACGUGAACCACCAUAAGAAUAGCGAGGAAAAGCUGAAUAUGAGCGAGCUGGGCUAUGACAGGGGGACUUGCGAUGAUGCAGAGGAUGAGAAUGGGACCGGCAGCGAGGAGACGGGGAGCAGUGGGGGUCGUCCAUCUCCACCUGUUCCAGGUGGAAGAUAUCACAUGCCGUACGAGCCAGAGAGUUUCGGGGAUAACUUGUACGUGUGCAUCCCUUGCGACAAAGGCUUCCCCAGCUCAGAGCAGCUUAAUGCUCAUGUGGAAACGCAUAAUGAGGAAGAGCUAAACAAUGGGAGUGAGCUGGACAACAACAGCAGCAAACCCACCAAUGCCCAUGGACCUACAAGCUUGAACAGCACUAGUGGCCUCCACAGCCCUUUCCUAGACAACAAGUCGGCACAAAACCUCCAUUCCAUUGGACUUGGGGAGAUCAUACGACCAUAUCGCUGUUCUUCCUGUGACAAGUCUUAUAAAGAUCCCGCCACCCUGAGGCAGCAUGAAAAAACCCACUGGCUUACACGCCCAUACCCCUGUAGCAUCUGUGGCAAGAAGUUCACCCAACGUGGUACCAUGACACGCCACAUGCGCAGCCAUUUGGGCCUAAAACCCUUCGCCUGUGACGCCUGCGGCAUGCGCUUUACUCGGCAGUACCGUCUGACGGAGCAUAUGCGCAUUCACUCCGGAGAGAAGCCCUACGAGUGCCAGGUGUGCGGUGGCAAGUUUGCACAGCAGCGCAACCUCAUCAGUCACAUGAAGAUGCACAGCAGUGUAGCAGCUGGUGGAGGACUGACUCCUGACGGCAAGCUGAAGAUGGACUUCUCCGAGGGUAUUUAUCCCCUGAGCAAGUACGCAGCUGAGCAUUUGGGUCUGAAGCAGGAGAAAACCUCAGACCUUUUUGCAGCUUCUCAGCACCUGCUGGCUGACACCAAGGUUAUGGAGAGCCUCUACCCGCUGUCAAAGCUGGCCGUGGAACACCUCGGCCUCACCCACAACAAGAUGGACAUCCUGAACCCGUCUUUGCCGCCCACUUCCCAGCAGCUCUCGGCAGAGUCCCGCACCAUUGACCGCUACUCUCCCAGCUAGAGGGGGGAACCACUAACUAUACUUUCUAAAGAGACAUCACUGUAUACCAUUCACAGUAUUCAACUCUCACCUCAUCUUCAUUUGAACCUGCACCUCAAAGAGUGGAGGCCGGAAUGUGUUGGCCAUAAAAAUGCACAAAACUGUUUAGUUCUGAACGUGCCUUUCUUUGCAGAUUUUGCAGUACGUGCAUUUCUUAAAAAUUACUUUUCUAAAAGGAGGAAACUGCUUUAUUUAUAAUCUGUUUUGACCGUUGGACACUCAGACAAUGCAGUAUUUAUAAAACAAAACAAAAAAAAACUUCUUUUUUGUUCAAUCACCGAGCCAAACAACCAAUUGAAAACCAAAAAGAGAUUGUUUUUAUUUAUUUUUAUUUUCCUUUUUUUUUUGUAUGAUGAAAAGCCAAAGAGAAAAUGUCAAAUGUUACAAAAGAGAGUUGCAAUCGUACCCUAAACCUGUGUACUAAGUAUUAUUGGUGUAUAUAGAAUGAAAAAGCACAUAUGAACAAUAUUCAGGGCUUCUGUCCAGAAUGGAGAGAGCAAUCUGGACGAAAGAAAAAGCCAAAUCUUUGGGAUUUUAUAGUAAUUGGAGGACUUUUUAUAGACUAUUUUUCGGAGUACUGGAUCACCUGUAUCUGAUUUUCCAGCUUUGUGAAUGGCCCAGUUUUUUCCAUACUAAAGGGAGCAACUAACUGAAGAGUGUUUGUUCCAGGACUUAGGUAAAGUGAUCUAAGCUUUUCUCUGCAUUGAUACAGUUAUCCCCUUCAGCGUGGAAUGAUAGUUCACAGAGAGUGCCAUUUAAUUUUUUUUUACCUUCAGGUGUAUGGUCCCGAGCUAUUUAGUGUCUUUGUUCAAUUUCCUUUCGUCAAACGCCAAGUGCCUUAAGCUUAUUGAAAAAGUAGCAAGUACUGCCCUGUGAUCUCACAACUGGAAUAUCUUUGUGCAUAUUCCGAUCAUGAUAUAACAAUCUGUGUCCACGUGUUUCGGUCCAUCUGGUGCGACAGACUAAGCAUGGGUGGUGCCUUUGAAAAGUCCAUAUGCUUCAGUUGUAUUGCAGUCGACCCCUUUGAAAGAUUCUCUGCAUGACUAGAUGUUUAACGGUCACAGCGAAGGCACUUUUGUGUAUAUAAACAGUGACAUUUUGUAAGUGAUUGAUUCAGCAACACCUUUAAGACCUUUCCUUAUGUGAAAUGUUUGAGAGGGCCUCCUCACCCCUAUUACAGUGCAGUUAAUUUCAGGCUAAUGUGACGGCUUUAACCCUGUGGUGCCUCACACACACACACACACACACACACACACACACAUACCUACUUA